GCAUUAAGUGGGCGGAUGUAAUGAUUUCGAUGGGAAGAAAUAAUAUUCAGCAUCGAAGGAAUAACAACUGAAAUCAUCCCGUCCUGCAGCAUGCACCUAUGUGAAUGUGGAGAAUGACCAGCAAUGUCCAAGUUGAACAUUCCACCCUUUGUGCCUGCCCGGACUGUGCUGGAAGGCCUCGAGUCAGAGGAUGCGUGUGAAGACAAGAAAGCUGUAAAAAAGGAGAUCCAUAGCAAAAAGGGAGCCAAAAAGGACAAAAUGGAAGAGGAGAAUACAGACCUGCUCAGACUUUGCCACACAGUACCGCUGGAGGUGGUGAACUUAGGUGGGAAAGGUUACGAUCCAGAGAAGAAAGACUACUCAGGUUUUGAGGCCUGGUUGCAGUGUUACUAUGUGGAUGGAAUGAAGUCUGUACGCGACCACAAUGGCAGGACUAUGUGGUUCAAAGGCGAUCCAGGUCCUAUGGCUCCUAAAGAAUCAAAGUCUCCAAAGGCCAAAAAGAGAAAAGAUACAGAUGCAGACCAUGAUUACCCCCGCAAGAAAAAGGUGUCCAGGAAACACAACUCUGACAGCACAGUGAAGAAAAAAGCAGCCAAAAAGCCCACAAAAGCAGCAAAGGAAGAAGAAAAUGGACCUCAAGAAGAAGCCACACCCAGAAGAAGAUCAGCAAACACACCUCAGCAAGAACCGAAAUCCACGUCAGGCAGGAGGAAAAAGAACAAUACAGAGCCAGCUGCAGGUCUGAUUCUAAUAAUACUCCCAUUUUCUGAAAAUAUUAAGAGCCUGAUCUUUGAGGAUCCAAUUCCCACACACUUAUCUGUGUGCGCAAACUAUAAAAUUGCAUGUACUGUUGGUGGACGUGUUGUAUGUGAUCUACUUUGUGCAAUUGAUAGCAGCAAAAGUGGCACAGAUCACCCUAUUUUUGUGUACUAGAAGCAUUAUGUGCCCUUGGAAACACUUCUUUCCCUCUACAUUCAUGUUAUUAUGCUCUCCACACUGGAGGGGGGCUUAUAUUAGAUUAUAGCACAUAUCGAUCAUCUAACACCUUUUCUGCAAUAUAGAAUAACAGUAUGUAUACUAUUUGCAGCAGGAAUGAUCAAACUGCAUAUUGCAAGACAUUUUUUUUAGGAGUUAUACUAAAUACAAAAAAAAAAAACGCUUUUGUUCUUGUUCCCAAUUUAAAUGAACUCAAAGAUCGAAAACUUUGACUAUAAACACAAAAUACCUGUUCCUCUCAAAUAUUGUUCACAAAUCUGUAUACAUUUGUUAGUGAGCAUUUUUUCUUUGCCAAGAUAAUCCAUCCCACCUGACAGGUGUGCCUUGAGCUGUCCAAAAUAAAAGGCCACUGUGAAAUGUGCAGUUUUAUCACACAACACAAUGCUUCAGAUGUCGCACGUUUUGAGGGAGCGUGCAGUAGGCAUGCUGACUGCAGCAAUGUCCACCAGAGCUGUUGCCCGUCAAUUAAAUGUUUAUUUCUCCGCCAUAAGAAUAGAAUAGAAUAGAAAGUACUUUAUUGAUCCCUGGGGGAAAUUCAGCACCACAGUUCGCUCACAAUAAACAAUGAUAAUAAUAAAUAAUAUAAUAUAUAUGAAUAAUAUAAAUAUAUUCUACAUUUAAGUGCAGUCAAGGAACAUAUGCAUUAUACAGUCUGAUGCCUGUCGGUGUGAAGGACCUCCUGUGUCGUUCCGUGUUGCAUUUUGGGAGUCUGAGCCUUCCACUGAAGGUGCUCAUUCUCUCUGCAAGGUCCGAGUGUAGUGGGUGGGAGGUGUUGUCCAUAAUGGCUAGGAGUUUUGCUAGACUUCUCUCUGACACCACCGCCAGAGAGUCCAGCUCCACUCCCAUCUUGUUACUGGCCUUCUCUACCAACUUGUCCAGUCUGUAUGUGUCCCUCACUCUCAGCCCACUGCCCCAGCAGGCCACGGCGUACAAGAGGGCGCCUGCCACCAGCGACUCGUAGAACAUCUUCAACAUCUUUGUACAGACGUUGAAGGAUCCUAGCCUCCAAAGGAAAUAUAGAUUCGGCUCUGUCCCUUCUUGUAGAGGGCCUCAGCGUGUUUUGACCCAUUCAGCUUGUUGUCCAUGUGUACUCCGAGGUAUUUAUAAUCCUCUACCAUGUCCACAUCCACCCCCUUGAUGGAAAGAGGGGUCGCCAGAGUACUCUUCCUCCUUCCCAGGUCCACAACCAGCUCCUUGGUCUCCGUAACAUUGAGCUGGAGGUGGUUCUUUCCACACCAUGUGACAAAGUCCUCCACCAGUGUCCUGUAUUCCUCGUCAUCACCUUCCUCAAUACACCCCACUAUCGCAGAGUCAUCAGAAAACUUCUGAAGGUGGCAGGACUCUGACUGAUAGUGGAAAUGGGUGGUGUAAAUGGUGUAGAGGAAGGGGGAAGAGUACUGUAGCCUCCGGGGCCCCGGUGUUGCUGACCAGCCUGUCAGACACACAGUCCUGCAGUCGCAUAUACUGUGGUCUGUCAGUCAGGUAAUCUACAACCCAGGACACCAAGGGGGCCUCCACCUGCAUCUUCUCCAACUUCACACCCAGUAGCCCAGGCCGUUUAGUAUAAGCCGCCUCCAAAGGUGUUUCAGAGAAUUUGGCAAUACAUCCAACUGGCCUCACAGCCGCAGACCAUAUUGAUUGGCUGAGACCUGCCACCCGGACAGCUGCUACAACAAUUGGUUUGCUUAACCAUAGCAUUUCUGCACAAACUGUAAGAAACUACCAUGAAUUGAUUAACGUGGACCCCGACUUAAACAAGUUGAAAAACAUAUUGGGGUGUUACCAAUUAGUGGUCAAUUGUACGGAAUAUGUACUGAACUGUGCAAUCUACUAAUAAAAGUAUCAAUCAAUCAAUCUGUCUCAAGAAAGCUCAUCUGCAUGCUCGUGGUCCUCAUCGGGGUCUCGACCUAACUGCAGUUUGUCUUCUUAACCAACUUGAGUGGGCAAAUGCUCACACUCAAUGGCGUCUGGCACAAUACAGAGGUUUUGGUAUGUUAUUAUUGACAGCGAAACCACGUGCAUUUUAUUGAUGGCAUUUUCCAUGCGCAGAGAUACCGUCACGAGACCCUGAGCCCCAUUGUUGUACUAAUCACCCGAGGCCAUCACCUUUAUAAAUAACAUUUACUAACUCAUGUUGCAAGGAUCUGGAAGCUAAAAACAUCCCAGUUCUUGCAUGACCAGCAUACUCACCGGACAUGUCACCCAGUAAGUAAUUUUUGAGAGGAAUAUAUAUUUUCUGUAUAGUAAAAGUUUCAGAUCUUUAAGUUCAAUUCAUGAUAAAUGGGAGCAAAAACAAAAGUGUUGCGUUUAUAUAUUUGUUCAAUACCAUAUUUUUCGGAGUAUAAGUCGCACCUGCCGAAAAUGCAUAAUAAAGAAGGAAAAAAAACAUACAAGUCGCACUGGAGUAUAAGUCGCAUUAUUGGGGGGAAAUUUAUUUGAUAAAAGCCAACACCGAGAAUAGACAUUUGAAAGGCAAUUUAAAAUAAAUCAAGAAUAGUGAAGAACAGGCUGAAUAAGUGUAGGUUAUAUGAGGCAUAAAUAAGCAACUGCUAUGUUAAGCUAACAUAUUAUGGUAAGAGUCAUUCAAAUAACUAGAACAUAUAGAACAUGAUAUACCUUUAACAAACUAUCUCUCACUCCUAAUCCAUAAAUCCCAUGAAAUCUUAUACGUCUAGUCUCUUACGUCAAUGAGAUAAAUAAUAUUGAUAUUUUACGGUAAUGUGUUAAUAAUUUCACACAUAAGUCGCUCCUGAAUAUAAGUCGCACCCCCGGCCAAACUAUGAAAAAAAAACUGCUACUUAUAGUCCGAAAAAUACGGUGCAUAUUUUCUAAAUCAAAAAAGGAAUACCAUUAAAAAACAACAUAAAUUAAUAGACUUUGGUUUAAUCGGCCCUUUAAGUUGUCCAGCAGCUAUAAAAUGAUAUUGCUGAAUAUAUAUCUUCUUCUUUUUAUUUCUAACAGUCCAAAUAUGACAUGCACACGUAGAACAAAGGCUUCUCUGUUCAGUUGUCUUUGCAGCGUGAUGGCCUCCUUUCUCACAGCCCUGUGUGCAACUAUGUCAGUUGUCUUUGCAGCGUGAUGGCCUCCUUUCUCACAGCCCUGUGUGCAACUAUGUCAGUUGUCUUUGCAGCGUGAUGGCCUCCUUUCUCACAGCCCUGUGUGCAACUAUGUCAGUUGUCUUUGCAGCGUGAUGGCCUCCUUUCUCACAGCCCUGUGUGCAACUAUGCCAGUUUGCACGCAGAUUUCAGACUUUUUAAGAGGCACGAUACUGCCUGCAGGACACUUUCAGCAUUGAUAAAUCUCACUGUUCAUGUUGAGUGAUUUGUAUUUGCAUUUUCUCCUCCCAGUAUUGUGGGCACUCUGAUAAUCAACAUAUAUUCUGCAUACAUCAUUAAGACAAAUAUGUUAAAUGGAGGGAAUAAGCGAUAGAAAAUGGAUGGAUGGGAUGGAUUGCACUCCUUAUUUUGCUCAUUAAUCGACAAAUAUUUAGAUCAGCUUUGCGUGUGCUAACAAGUUUGCAUGUGUUUUGAUACACAUAAACCUUUUGUAGAUUAUACUGUAAGUGUGGUAAACUUACUUUUUGUUGCAGGCUUCAAGACACGUAGCGGGAGACUGACAAGACAGAAUGUCAAGUAAAGGACAUCUAUUGGAAAAUACUGUUUUUAUUCCAUGAUACAUAUUUUUAAUAAACAUUCCACACGUUUA
This is a messenger RNA of Nerophis ophidion (straightnose pipefish), 4701 nucleotides long. Its product is annotated as endonuclease 8-like 1. Gene Ontology annotation, molecular function: DNA-(apurinic or apyrimidinic site) endonuclease activity; DNA N-glycosylase activity. Gene Ontology annotation, cellular component: nucleus. The transcript is spliced from 8 exons. Gene Ontology annotation, biological process: base-excision repair. Bases 124 to 933 code for a protein of 269 amino acids. The record is from RefSeq and is a predicted model, not a curated record. NCBI's taxonomy places the organism in Eukaryota, Metazoa, Chordata, Actinopteri, Syngnathiformes, Syngnathidae.